Molecule: messenger RNA, 4176 nt
Organism: Verticillium dahliae VdLs.17
Lineage: Eukaryota; Fungi; Ascomycota; Sordariomycetes; Glomerellales; Plectosphaerellaceae
Product: LipA and NB-ARC domain-containing protein
Exons: 1
Coding region: 1-4176 (1391 amino acids)
Molecular function (GO): ADP binding
Source: RefSeq, a predicted model, not a curated record
AUGGUCGAUCGGCAAGAGAUCCCCCGCGAUGGCAUUACUUGCGUAUAUGCCCAUCCUGACGCACAGGCAGACAUUGUCUUCCUCCAUGGCCUCAACGGCAACCCCACAAGGACGUGGACUGCCAAGGACUCGGCCGUCUACUGGCCUGUCGACUUGCUGCCCAACACGCUCGGCCCAGACGCUCCAGUCGACGUCCUCGUCUACGGGUACAACGCCGACACGGCCAGCACCAGCGAACGCAGCGCCAGUGACAAUUACAUCUACGAGCAUGCCCAAACCCUCGUGACCGAUCUCACAUCCUACCGUGGCACGAGGGGCACCGCAACGAGACCCAUUAUCUGGGUUGCUCACAGCCUCGGCGGCAUUCUCUUGAAGCGUGCCCUCAACUACUCCAACGACCUCAAAGACAGACACCAUGAAGCCUCACGCUCUAUUUUCGUCUCGACCUUUGGCAUCAUUUUCCUGGGUACACCCCACAAAGGAUCCGGCCUCGCAACCUGGGGUUCCAUACUGCAAAAUAUGGCCAGAGCGACCAUGCCGAGACGACUCUUUGACAGCGAACCCGUCUUGAUCAAGACGCUGAAGAAGAACAAUCAGACACUCCGAGACAUAAAUGUGCACUUCCUCGACAUCUACCAGAGGUUCAAGAUUCAGAUGGCCCAUGAGAAUCACAAGACUGACUUUACCAUUACCAAACGCCUCGUUGUCGACUCGGCCUCUGCCAACCCGGAGCUUCCCGGCGUUCAAUAUUUUGGAAUCGAGGCCACGCACUCCAACAUGUGCAAGUUCAGCAGCUCGACAAGCCACGGCUACCGCAUUGUGACCGGCGCCAUCCGCGAGUGGGUCAUUCAGGGCCCCUCCGUCAUCGAGCGCCGUUGGGACGUUGAAAGGAACGAAUCGCGCCAGCGUGCCAUCGAGGAUGCCACCGAGCGCCUCGGCCCCGCUGCUGCUGGCUUUCCGGGGUUCAACACGCCGAUGACUUCCUCCGGACAUUUUGAAGGCCCAUCUGCCCCACCACGUACUACGCCGAGUUUGAGCACGCCCUUCCUGCAGCACGCGCAAUCGACUCGCUCGUCGCUUUUCAUCACCCCCAGCCAUUUUCACCCGGACACUGUCUUCGUCGGGCGUGACAAGGAGCUCGCUGGUUUGCAUACGAUGUUGCUAGACGAGCACCGACGCUCCCUGGGUACCUCGGCCGUCGUCGUGCAAGGCAUGUCCGGUAUCGGAAAGUCCGCGCUGGGUAAACAAUACAUCUUCAAUCACAAGAGCCAUUACCCUGGCGGCAUCUAUUGGAUCAGGGCGAGCACGCUACAGGAGAUGGAGGACGACUUCUGGCAUAUUGCCAAGAACGAUGCUAUCCGACAGAUGAUUGACCACAGGUCCGAGUUGGACCUUCGAGACCCUAAGAAAAUGGUUGAUGUUGUACGGAGUUGGUUCAAUAAGCUGGAGGGAUGGCUCAUCAUUUUUGACGGCAUCCGCUUCGAUGACCCAACGGCCAUUGGUCACUUCGUCCCGGACAACAAGAACACCAGCAUUAUUUUCACUUCCACAGAGCGUCCCGUCGCUGGCAGUCAUCUCCUCAACAACCCAGCCAUAUUGGAGCUGGGCUUGCUCUCUGUAUCCGAGAGCCAGGAACUGCUCCUUGGGGAGUUGGGCAAGCACAAGCCGUACAAGCCCGAGGACCUCGACAUGGCCGCCAAACUGGUCAAGCUGAUGGACUGUCUGCCUCUGAUGAUCCACAGUGCCGCUCAACAGAUGAAGGCCACCAGGGAACCACUCUCGAAGUACCUCAAGUCCUGGAAAGCCAAGCCCCACAUUGGCGAUGCAGCCCUGCCAGCUUUCCAGUCGAUCCGCGAUGACCUACAAGACCGCGGCGAGACUGCCGCGCUCAAUCUCAUCAAUAUACUUUCCUUUUUCGGCCAGCUCAUUCCUGUGGAGAUGUUGGCUCUGGGUCUCAAGGCGCUGGAUACUCGGACGUCUGUCAAGACGAAGGGAAGCCUGAACAAAACGUUUGCCACACUCAUCGCAUUCGCCCUCAUCGAACGCAGCGAAACAGCUGAGAUUCUGUCCUUGAGUAGCAAAACCUCGGAUAACAGUGGAGAGACGCAGACGGAGCCGCUCGACACGUUGUGGACCCACAGCGUUACACAGGUGUUCUUUGCCAACAUUUUGGCGGACGACAAGCAGUUCUGGCUUGAACGGGCCAUUGCCGUAUUUUGUCGCUCAUUUGAUGAGGCGGAUGCCAGAAUGAAGAGCGCCAAGCCUGAGAGCAAGAAUCCCAACAAGCCAGGUCUGGGCAUGCCUGACGACUACAGACGAUACUCAGCUCACGGCAAGCGGCUCCUAGAGCAUGUCAACAAAAUGAAGAAGACACAGCUUGCCCCUGAGCUCAAUGCAGCAAGGCGUGAGCUCAGGUUGCGACUAGAGAGCAUUCCUGCCGAGCUUGACCGGCUUCAGCGUGCCGUUCUGGCGAGCAUCGUCAAUGGUGACGAGGCACCGAGGAUCUCGGUAUUCCAGCGGUCGAACAGCUGGUCAACGGGCACGGCUCCGUCUCUUUCUCAGGGGUCAUCCUCGUUGUCCAACUCUUCGUUCGUUGACGCUGGGCGUGUUCCGGACAGCUUCUAUCGGUCCCCCAUCGACCAUACCAAUCCGCACGACUACCAUGUCCCGUACCCAGUCCCGCCUCGCUUGAUGCCUUUCCCCUAUGACAAUACGAUGCCUGCUCCGCCAUUCCAGGACGAUGAUGCGGACGACCGAACCGUGACUCCGUUUUCGGAGCCGCGCCCUCCGUGGAACGACGGCGGGAUGAGUGAAGGUGCAGGUGUACCACAGCAUCGUGCGCUCCGGAGGAUGGACAACAGGCGUUACCGAGACCGUGCUGGGGCGUGGAGGGAUGCCUCAGCCAGCAAUGACCCCCGCGUCAGCAUCAGCCGGGAGUCAGUUAGAGGUCUCUUUUCCAUGUCCGAAAGCACUCCGAACAUCUGGAUGCCUGGUCAUGCCCGCGUCCUCUCCGAGAGCCAGGCCGAAGCGGGGCUUAGGAAUAUCAAGAAAGCCUCACCGCCGCCAAAUCGCGGCGGCAGACCAGUUCAGGAUCGGACUCGCAGCCCUGUGCUCGGCGCAGACAAGAUCAUUCGACCUGGACAAGGGUUCAGACCGGACUACCAUUCCGAGCCAGCCCCAACCUCAGUUCUCGAUGGCAUGGCCCCGUCGUUCUUGCGCGGACCUCGAUCGAGAUCUCCACUGUCAUCGCAGGUCGCCUCCAGUUCACAUUCACUGCCCCAAGCGAAGUCUCUAGGGCAGACACAAGCUUUGAUGCAGUCAUCUUGGGUGCCGCCUUACGAUCCUUACCCGCACUCAAACCCUCGCGAUAUACGAGAUGACUUAUUAGACUGGGACGGGGAAAUGGAAAUUAUGGCUCCGAGUGACAUGCAGACAAGCAACUCCAGCCCUGGGAUAUCCCAAGGCCCCUUUGCGCCUCCAAUUCUCUCGGUGUCUACCAACCGACAGAGUAGUUUGCAGCACAACUAUCGCGGUGAGCGGACCAAGGCGGAGCAUUCGACACAACCACACGAUGAGUGGACCAGUGCGAAACCAUGGCCACAGUCAGCACCGCACACCCAUCAACCAGCCUUUCUCUUCUCUCCUCCAGCGCAGGGCGAUGCCACUCCAUUGAGCCCGCAUCCAGUGACUGGCUACACGUCGCAGCCCAUGUCACGCUACCCGAGCUCGGUUCCCAGGGAGCCAGUGCCCAUGAGCAGAGGACGUAGUCGCAGUCGUGGUGGAGAGUUCCCAGGUCGCGGCCGAGCGGCUUCGGUGGUGGAGACGGAGCCCUCGCCCCGGCUUCCAGCCUUUAGCAUCGGGCAAACAUCGUACCAAGCAUGGGAGCAGGAGCACGGGAGGCACACGAGGUCGAGGGGCGACUCGCUGCUAGGAUCCUCGGCGGCGCCCCGUCGUCUGCCUCGGACUGGCACGGCGGGUCUGAGCGGCGGGUCGCGCAGUCCUUCGCGGAGCCCUGUCGACGGUACGCAGAGCAGGGUUGCAGAUGUGACCGCGGAGGAUAUGGUGCGCACGAGGUCGGGGCUGGGGCGAGUGGAAAUGGGUGGUUGGGCACCCGGACAUGGGGAUGUCAAGGCAAGAGAAAACGCGGGGCUGGGGAUUCGAUGGCAGCAAAAUUAA